AUGGCAACUGAUGAUGAAGCCGAAGAUGGAGAGCAAAACGACAAGCGAUGGUCCAUUGUCAAGCGGGCGUCCGGGAAGUGCAGACUCACUCAGGUGUUAGGAGAGGAACAGCGAGGACGUGCACAGCGCUGUCAUUGCGGCAAAUGUCGCGCGCCGUUGAGCGAGAUCUCCCCAGGAGUCCCAUGUCCCAAUGGCUGUUCGUACAGGUGGCGGAGGAAUCAGUCGUCCGGAAAGCGGAGACGUCUAUCCGCGUGGGAUGUCCAGAGACAGGAGCGGAGCCAAGACCAUUGGGAGGUCUUGGAACGGCGCAAGAGUGCUAAGAGGGAGACUUCAGAAGGCUCAGCGAAGCCUGCGGAGAUUCUGGAAGACUGCAGCAAGGAGGAAGCCCCUCAGCUCAAUGAGGAGCGCACGGCAUCUCAAAGCUCAGAUGAGGUCUCGCUGAUACCGGACGAAGUUGCACGCGAUGAGGACGGAAACGUUGAUCCGUUUUGGAGACAGCGGAGGGCGAAUUUACUUCGAUUUCAGGCGGAGGGAUCUACCGCGCCCAGGGUGGAGGACCCGUCGCAGCCUGAUAUCUUGAAGGGACUGGAAAGGGGCAAUGAUGUUGGGGAGCCCGAGCUGGGACUGGUCUCUGAUGGUGUGCCGGCUGCUUUCCAGCCUUCACAUGCGGCUCCUCGUUCUUACUAUGGAGGAUCGGAUGAAGAAGAUGGGAAUGCAGAAGAGGAGAGUGCAGAAGAUGCUAGUAUCUUGACUGAUGAAGAGGAGAACGCUGAAGACGAGGGUAAUGGCCAGGGCCAGGACGAAGUGGAGGAUAAGUACUAUGAAGAGAGGGGAGAAGGUCAGGAAGUAGGUACGGACCAAGGCUCUGAUCAAGGCUCUGAUGGUCAGGACGAAGAUGACCGGAAUCAAUGUGGAGAGGGAGGACACGAAGCAGCAUACGUGUCCAGAGACUUCUUUGGCUACCAGGAUGAAGAUGGCGCAUAUCACACUGCGCCUCUCGAGGACGAAGACGAAGACGAAGACCGGAGUGCUGAUGAAGUACCUUCAGGACGUGAAGAUAUCCCGCUUGCGGGCCCCCCAAGUCGUGGUCGAGAAUCGGGAGAUAACACCGCUGCCACUAAAGCAACUACACCGACUGGCAAUGUCCCGCUUGCAGGCCCGAGUCGCGGACCAGAAUCUCUGGAGAACAUCACCGCUACUGGUAUAACUCCGAUGCUUGCCAAGUUGUCGCUUGCAGGCCGAAGUGGUGGUCGAGAAGCUUGGGACAACAGCACUACCACUGGAGUAACUUCACAACAUGCUGAUGUACCGCUGCCAGGCGCCAGUCGGCGUCGAUCAUCUCCUGACAACACCAUUACCACUGGAGUAACUUCACGACCUGUCAAUAGACCGCCGUCUGGCCCGUGUCGGGCUCGAGAAUCUUCGGACAACGCCACUACCAUUGAAGUCGAGAAUAAAGAUCAAGUUGAUAAUAGGUUAACUUCAGGACGUAACAUUCCUACUACGCCUGCCGAUGCUAUACUUGAAGCCUUUUCCGGCGGCGCCACUACCACUGAAGACGAGAGCGAGCGAUCGACGACAGACGACACUUUGCCCGGUCGAGCUCUGCGCGGCAAAGACCCAUCCGCGUACGAGCGCGACCUGGACCUCGUCAAAAGAUAUGCGACUGCCAACGGGCGGGCAGCGCUCAACACGGUGAUCCAGAUACGCUUGGUGCGAGCACUUACACAGAUUCGACAGCCAUCAAGCCGCGAUCAAUACCAAGACGCCUAUGACUGUGCGACUUCUGGCCUAGAUCUAGCUAGACUGGCGCUGGAGACGGAUGCUGGACAGCAAGAUUUCGAAACACUUUCCAGGAUCGCCGCACAGAGCCACUACUAUGCAGGUCUGGCGGCAUAUCUGGCUGGACCAGAUGGCUUCGAGAGAGCAGCAGAGCACCUUCGAUCCUCACUGGAAUAUGCGGGCAACACAGACGUGUUAGGUCGAGGUAGAACUGAAGAGGUUUUGAACAACAUUCUUCAGUUUCAGCAGGAUCCUGGUAAUCUUGACACGAACGCGCAAUCAUCAAGCAGGUGGGCAUGGCUUCGCAACCCCUUCGGCUCUCUCAGCUCUAUGGCUGCUUCAUUAUGGAGCUCGCCAUACGACAACGGUGUCACGCCCAAUGGACAGCGUCUAAAUUCAAACAUGCUCGACGGAGAACUUUCAUCUGGACAGUCUGGUAGCAUGAGAUCUUUCUCUACUACUGGCAGCGCUACACCAAGCAAGGGUAGUGGUACCGGCAACUUACGAUCGUAUGUACCCUUUCGCCUUGCUAGCUUUGAGUAUGGGACCAGUGCCCGACCACACAGUGCUGGAUCUCAGGUGAGCCCUGGCACCAGUCAUAGGACGAUACCUGUGGUCAUGCCUGUGACGAAGCGUAUGACCAUUUCGAUUGGAAGUAGCGGCAGUGAUAGAACGUCGCCGAAGCCCAGACCGAUGAUGCAGCGCAACAAGACAGCGCCGAGCAGUUUUGGUAGCUCUUCGACCAAGCUUGGAGCCAGCAGGCCUGGAAGUAGCAACGGCACAGUGUCGUUGGAGGCCAUACUGGGAGCAUCAAUUCGCUCGCCAUCUAAGAGUGAUGGCAUAUCGCAAUCCGGAUCGAGACCUGGCAUUUCGUCACUAUCUAUCGCAUCCCGCAGAAGCAGCGGCAAACUGCCUGUCCCCGGCGCAAGACCUGGAUCAAUACCGACCACUAUCGUCGAGGAACGAAAAGACACUUUCGCACGAGAUGUCCUUGACGAGGGACUGGGGCUGACAGAGUCGCCUGAAGGCUAUCCACAAGGACUCUACGAGGCCGGUCUCCCGAAUGCCAGACAGGAUGAGGCUUACAAGAAAAGAGACGGCAGAGAAGAAGCCGAACGCAUCGAUGAGAGUAGCACGUGGCAGCAGAAGCAGGAAAUUGCGAGGAGACUGGUUGCUCCAAAGGUCAAUCGAAUGGUGAAAGACUUUGGACGAGGUCUGAUGGACGUAAUGCUAAAGACCGUGACUCUCGAGGAGAUGCGUGAGUACUGCCUUGACACGAAUGACGCCUCGUUGGAGCGCAAGAUCUGGGAGAUGAUGUGUAACAAGCAAGCAAAAAAGGAGGCAGCCGAAGGCCUACCGCCGAUACCACCAACCCCAAGACUACGUAGGGCUCAACUGGCUGUCGUCAAUAACUCACCUACUUCUCCCCAGAUACCGCCGACUCCGAGACUGGCCAAAGCUAAGCUGGCGGUUGUAAACACAUCGCCAAUUUCACCACGAGUGUUAGCCAUCCUACAGUCCCCUAAGCCCAGGCUUGCAGUCUUCAAUACUUCUCCGCGAGGCUACGUCCCCAUACCGCAAGUGCCAACCCUUGCCAGACCAGAAGAUGAGGUUCAAGCCGUUGGUACAGGAGUGUCUCGAGGUACGAUGAUAUGUCCACAGGCCGGUCCUUCGCGGGUCUCAGCACCUCCGCGAUCACCAAAACCAGGGCCCAGUCGUCCUCGAAUGUCACCGGCUCCGGAAUCUCAUGAAGCAGAAGUGGACGCAGAAGCAAACAAGCCUCCAGAAGACCUCACCGCACCUAUUGAAGCAAAGGGGGCGGUCGCAGUAGGAAACAAGCGUCUAGAAGCACCAACCACACCUCCCGAGAUACCAUACCUUCCGGAAACACCAUGGGCUCCUCGAAAACCAAGAACAACCCCUUCAAAGCAGAAUGAAAGUCCACCUUCACCCUUAGCGUACAAGAGUGAGCCGUCUCGGCGCCCAUCCGGUCUGCCCAGCGGCCCUACUCCAAUUGAUGAUUCUAGCAGCAAACAUCGCAGAAGAUCCUCAAUCCUCCAAGGCACACUGAACAUCCUGACCGGUGGUGGAUCUGCACGAGCGACGUCAGCUGAAGAUGCGGCGGAGCGAGGUGAGAGUCCGGUUCAUUCACCCGUCGUUGAGAAGAGGGAGAAGAAGGAAUGGAGACAGAGUCGGUUGAGUUUUCAGGUUGUUAAGCAGCGGAAGAUGCUGGAGGAGCUGCUGGAGGAGGGACAUAGUCCGGGGUUGGCGCUGGAGGGGUUUGGGGAGGGUGCUGGGGGACGGUUGUAUACGUUUUGA
Fulvia fulva is the source of this 4101-nucleotide messenger RNA. RefSeq lists its product as uncharacterized. The transcript has 2 exons. Lineage: Eukaryota; Fungi; Ascomycota; Dothideomycetes; Mycosphaerellales; Mycosphaerellaceae. The record is from RefSeq and is a predicted model, not a curated record. The coding region runs from base 1 to 4101 and encodes 1366 amino acids.